Columba livia (rock pigeon) is the source of this 4550-nucleotide messenger RNA. RefSeq names its product cytidine monophosphate N-acetylneuraminic acid synthetase (gene CMAS). The record is from RefSeq and is a predicted model, not a curated record. The transcript is spliced from 8 exons. Bases 141 to 1898 code for a protein of 585 amino acids. Gene Ontology annotation, molecular function: N-acylneuraminate cytidylyltransferase activity. NCBI's taxonomy places the organism in Eukaryota, Metazoa, Chordata, Aves, Columbiformes, Columbidae.
UGGUGGCUGACGAGCAAAACCUGCCGACUCCGGUCGCCUGGUGCUUGCGCAGCUCCUCACGCACAGGCUGCUGCGGCCGCUCAGCUCCCACCCGCCAGAGUUUUCCAGUUCCAGGGCUGACCACCUUAAAGCCACCUCGUAUGUGCCGGCAGGAAGCGGAGUCACGCCUUCGGCUAGCAUUUUUUUUUUUUUUCCCUAAAGUACUAAAUAUAGAUUCCCGGCCACAUGCAUACCGCAGGGCACUGGGGACUCGCCCUCCCUUCUUGAAAGCGUCACCUGAGAACACACCCCCUGGCCUCGGUUUUGCGGGGUCCCUGCGCCAAGAUGGCGCCCUGCCUUCACAGGCAAAGAAAGGCGCCUCGCCCCGAAUCUCCCCCAAAAGCGGGGUGUCCCUCGGUGCCACACUCCCACGUCCUCGCAUCCCCCACUGCCCGCGACACCCUCGCAACCUCCCCAAGCUCCCCCGCCCCGAGCUCUCGCAGCACGCAGGCGCGGCAGCGCCGGCGCCCCGCCCCACGGGAGGACUACACUUCCCAGCACGCACGUUCGGCGCGGGGAAGGGCGGCGUGGCAGGAAGGCGGGCGGGCAGGGGAUUGGGGUGCUCGGAGCAGCACCCCGGCACGGAGCGGGGCGCGAUGCAGGCGGAGGCGGGCGCGGGGGGCUCGGGAGACGGGCGGCCGCGCGCCCACCUGGCCGCGCUGGUGCUGGCGCGCGGCGGCAGCAAGGGGAUCCCGCUGAAGAACAUCAAGCUGCUGGCGGGGGUGCCGCUCAUCGGCUGGGUGCUGCGCGCCGCCUGCGACGCUGGGGUCUUCCACAGUGUAUGGGUUUCUACAGACCAUGAUGAAAUUGAGAAGGUUGCAAAGCAGUUUGGUGCUCAAGUUCAUCGCAGAAGCCCUGAAGUUUCUCAAGACUCCUCAACGUCUCUAGAAGCUAUCAGAGAGUUUCUUAAUCAGCAUCCUGAGGUUGAUAUUGUAGGAAAUAUUCAAGCAACAUCUCCCUGUUUACAUCCUAGUGAUCUUAUAAAAGUGGCAGAUCUGCUCCAGAAGGAGGGAUUUGAUUCUGUCUUCUCUGUUGUGAGACGGCACCAAUUUAGAUGGAGUGAGGUAAAAAAAGGAGAAAACAAGAUGACGGAGCCCCAAAAUCUGAAUCCAGCAAAACGAUACCGGAGGCAAGAUUGGCCUGGGGAGUUGUAUGAAAACGGCUCAUUUUAUUUUGCCAAGAGGCAUUUGAUUGAGAAAGGCUACUUGCAGGGUGGUAAAAUGGCCUACUAUGAAAUGCGUGCAGAGCACAGCGUGGAUAUUGAUAUAGACAUUGAUUGGCCUAUUGCAGAACAGCGAGUAUUGCGCUUUGGAUAUUUUGGCAGAGAGCCAUUAAAAGAGGUGAAGCUAUUGGUUUGCAGUAUUGAUGGAUGCCUGACAAAUGGUCGCAUUUACGUGACAGAAGAUCAGAAGCAAAUGGUUUCCUACGAUUAUAGAGAUAUUGUUGGUAUUGAUCUAUUAAAGAAAAGAGGAAUCCAGGUUCGACUUAUCUCUGAAAGAGAUUGUUCAAAAACACUGUCAGCCAUGCAGCUGGGAUGUGUAGCAAAGACUAGUGCAACAAAUAAAUUACAAGUCCUGGAAGACUGGCAAAAAGACAUGGGUUUGAGCUGGAAAGAAGUUGCUUACCUAGGAAAUGAAGAGUCUGAUGUGGAAUGCCUGAGGAAAGCUGGCAUGAGCGGUGUGCCUGCUGAUGCUUGUGUCGUUGCUCAGAAGGCUGCUGGGUAUAUUUGUAAAAGCAAUGGUGGCUGUGGAGCUGUCCGGGAGUUUGCUGAACACAUAUUCCUGUUGUUAGAAAAGGUGACCUCUGCAAGGAAGCAACUGGAAGAAAUAAAUUCAGCAGUAAAGGAAACGAGGAAAUGAGAUCAGCAGGAGGGGAAAUAAGGAUCUAAUGAAAAAAGAGUAACACGGUUGGCCAGUCCUGAUUUUCUUUUCUUCUCUCAGUAGGUCUGCAUCUCAAAGGGUGGCUCAUCUUUCAAGUUUUACAUUGCAGUAGAGUUAAAAAGAUAUUUCCCUCAAAUUUAUGGUCCCACUUUGACUAAGCGCUGAUAUUCACGAUUAUAUGCUGAUAAUCAUGAACAUAUUCAUGAUUAUUUUAAAAGCCAUUUAAGUGCAGUGGGAGGAAUGUUAUGAAAGGUAGUGUCCUGUACAUCCACCCUUAAUCAUUACAUGUGUCCUACAGGAAUGAUUUGUUUUUAUUUCCUAAUCUGAAUGUUUUCAGGGAUCAAUGAUUUUGCGUGACUUGACGAUUUGUAAUUCAGACUUUAAAAAAAAUACUCUGUCAGUGUUGCUCAUUUGGUUUUAAUUUCCUCUGUCAAAUGUCAACAUGAUAUUGUAGCUAUGUGGUUGAUUUUUACAGGAUUCAUCCCUAGUUAGUAAGAAUUCCAGCAUAUGCUGGAGAGGUCAGGUAUAAACUAACUAUGAAAAUUUUUCCUAUAUUUUUAAAAGACAAAUCAGUUACUGUAAGACCAGUUAAUAUUAGUUAAGAAAGGCACCUAAGCACUUGUUCAGUUUUAAGCUCAUAAAUAAUUAAAUGGCAUUUGGAAUCGUGCCUCUUAUCUUUGAAUCUGUUUAUACUGGGUUUUAUUGAAGUGCUUAAAUUAACAUACCCAAAUGCUUUGCCAAAUCUGGAGUUAAAUCUCCCAUUGACUUUGAGAUCUCUCCUUUGCAGAAACUCAGUUUCUUUCUGUGAAGGCUUUACUACAACCAUAAAUGAGUGAAAAAAAAAUCUUUAAUGUUUAUUGUAUGGAAAAGUUACUACUGUUUAAGGAAAAAAAAAAAUGUUGAUUGUAGGUUUAUAUAAAAUAUAUAUUCAGACUAUUUUUAGCAUGUUAAUUUAAAGCUGAUGUUUAUGUGUGUUUGUAUUUAUGGAAAAUACAAUUUUUACCAUGUUUUGUUUUAAAUAACUCAAUAUCCAUAAAAAUUGGUAGAACUGACACUAAAAAUAUGCAUCAGUUUUCAAUCAUAGUAUUGAUAAGUGAGUCAAGUUCUGCCUUGGGUUAUGCUAAAAAAUAAAAAAUCCUCAUGGUACACAGGCAAUUAUUACUGAGGUAAAUAAUAAAGACUUGUCAUUUUAUUUUGUUUCUCUGCUAAAUAGACAUUCUGAAUACAAUAUCACCUGAUAUUUUGCCCUCUGAUUACCAUUGUGUUUACUUUCUUUUAUGAAGCAAAAUUUUAAAUUGAAAUUCUUUUACUGCCUAUCUACAGUAGCAAGGUUAAGAGGGAAUUAGUUUACUAAUUAGCUCUACAUUAUCAUUUAAGUAUUUCCUUUCAAUGAGGUUUUAGGGUUCUACACGGGAUAAAUCCCAUGGAGUUUGAUAACAAGAGAGCCAUAUUUUGGACAGUACUACAAACUUCAGUAUAGAUAGAUUAAUUAUUUUAGUUGUAUGGACUGUAGUAAAGCUUCAGCAGUCUGGACUGGAUGAACAAUUCGGGUUUGAUAAUGUCGUGUAGAACUGACCAAGCUGUUGAUUACUUCACCUUGUCAUCAUCAAGUAACUUGCUGACUUUAAUUUCAAUAACAUUUUCCUGUAAAUAAAUAGUUUUAAACAAGGUGACUAUGAUGAACUUGAUUCCCCUUCUUUUUAUGUUAGAGAAAGCAAAAAUAUGAUUAAGUGCAAUUGUAAUAGGAAUGAGUUGGCAGUACUGUUUGCAGGUUACUGUUUCAAUCAAGAACUCUUCUGAUGUUUCAGCUGCUUGCGGAAUGUGCUGUUUAUACGUUGGGUCUCUACCUUAAAUUUCUACAUGUAUCAAAAAUAGACACAGAAGCACUUUUGUGUGAGUGUUGAUAAUGAGCAGAAAGACAUGGUAGCUGAUACGUGUUUUCUCUUCUACAAAUUCGUGUUUAGAAGAAUGAGUUACAAUCUUACAUUAGAAGAAUAUGAAGAAUAAAAGAGCUCUAGAGACUAUUUACAAAAUAAAGCCUGUUUGAAGAUAAGGGAGAUGCAUGAUCCACUGCCUGAAAGGUUCAGAUUUGUAUUGCCCACAUUGCAAGGGCAAGCCUAACUGUAAACUACAGUACAAUGAAGGAUGCCUUAAUUACUAUUCUUGAUUUUUAUAGAAGACUCUCAAUCAUAUGAAGGAUUUAGUGGUCACAGGGGACAGAGAUAAUGAGAAUAACUCUAACAGUCACCUUCACAGGGAAUUCCUGGGUCACGGGCAAGCCUCAAAACGUAGUGCCUUUUGCUGACACCUGCUGUUUCAAUACAUAUCCUGACACCGUGAUUGCCUUUUAUUAGAGUAUGCGGUCCACUCAGACUAGAUUUCAGUGGUCACUUCUCUUAAGGUAAGAUAAGUUUGGAAUAAUCUCUUUUGCUCAUGUGAGCACUUCUUUUCUUUUUUUUUUUACUUUAAAUUACAUUGUAUAUUCCAAAAAAUAUCUUAGAUAAUGUGGGCUGUUUUAUCAUAAUUUUGUGAAACUAAAAGAAGUAAACUAUGUAAUAAGCUAUUAUGAAAAAAUAUCUGAUUACCUGAAAUUUGAAAUAAACAAUUUCCUGUAGCCUUUUGAGUAGAGAA